CGUUGAGCUAUUUGUCGGUCGGCUGCGCGCGUUGGCGAAGGUUCUGCGCUCUCAGGAGUUUAUCUGAUGUAUUAUUGAAGACUUAUUCAGGCGUGCCGUGCGCAAGGCGCUAUUUCUGGUCCGGUUGUUGUGGUUGCCAGGCGUCAGGACUUCCGUCGCUCUCGUUGGUUGAGCUAUGUAAAUGCCGGCUCAAGUCGACAUCUUAAAAACCUAGUCAAGCGUAGUCUAACCCAAAUCAAAAUACAGUCUCUUGUGCGUGACCUGAAACGACAGUGAACCUCGAACCGUCAAUAUCAGGCUUGAUUAUUUUCGAAUAAGCGACGCGAGCUUGGUGUAACACCUUGUGUUAUGCUUUUAGAUCGCUUAACCUUACUUGCGGCCAACGCGGUUCUUCUGAAGAAAAAUGGCACAGAAUUAGUGGGAAAGAAAGAAGGGUUAAUUUCAGCUGAUAACAAAGUACAGAUCCUGGCUUUUGAACCUGUAAAUUUGGUGUGAUGGCUAUCGACAAACUCUGCAAUUAGGAUUGCUUUGUGUUUUCACAUGCGCGUCAUACGGCGACGACAGUUCUAGGAGAGCAAUUUUUCUCGAGGAUUAUGGCAGAUUUCUGGGCGCAGUUUUCGCAACCCCUUCCCGAGUCUACCUUCAAGCCAAUCAACGCGUCUGCAAUAUUUGGUGGUCAGCUAAGCUUCGGUGUCUGUCCAACAGAGGCUAACAUCUUCCGACCUGCAAAACCCAACGCAAAUAAAAUCCCGAAAGAGCGAAAAAGAGUUGACAGGAGCAACAGCGAUGUCGCAACACGAAGAGGUUCUGUAGAUAAACGAAAGGCGAAAGAUAAAGAGGUGAUACCACGUCGGCGAACACCGACUAAAAAUCACAGUGCCGAAAACGGUGCUGUUUCUCCACGAUCCUCCACGAGCGAAAAGGGGAACGAAAACACCGAGGAGGAUAUCGACUUGAACGAUUCAUUAGAGUUCACUGGGGAUAGAUAUCCGCUAUUUAUACCUGUUAACGAUAAAGCAAAUACAGAAAACAGACCUCGAAAAUCAUCUAAAAGUCCUAGCCCUCCCACUAACAGGACUACUCAAGGGGAAUCCCCUAAAACAAGCUCAUCAGGACACGGACAGCACUCCUCCAGGACUGCAGUCAGGAGAAGCGCAAGCUUUUCGUCAAGUCAACGGCGCACGAGUGAAUCCGAAUCUAGAUCGAAACCCGCAGUUGGUAAACCGCGCCCUGUCGGAAACGCUUCGGUAGUACGAUCACCAGCCGACAGCUUUCGGCGUGAGAAAAGUGACGUCGUUACUGUUCGGGGUAGAGGUACACAGUCACCGAGCUCCCCUCGACGAGAAAUCAGUGAUUUAAAAUCUAGAAGCCCGUCUGGUGUGCGCCGUGAAAAAAGUGAUAUACCAUUUACGCGAUCGAAGUCUCCUGGUGGUUACAAGCGUGAAAAUAGCGACUUGGUGAAACCACGUGCGACACCAUCCUCAGUCGGUCUAAGACGCGAAAAGAGCGAUCUAGUUAGCCCAAGAGGUGCUUGUUCCAGAUUACCACAGAUUGUGAAACGCGAAAAUAGCGACCUAACGCGUCCAAGGACUAAGGCUCAAGUUACACAGAAUAUACCAACAGUCUCACCGAGUAGAGUAUGUAAAUCCCCAAGCGACAAAAGCCAGGGGUAUCAUAACCAUUAUCACGUAAGCACAACUAAUGCAGUAAUAUCCACAAAUCACAGUCAAGAAGAUUUCAAUUCUGAAGAUAUGUCGAAAAUCCCAACUCCGCAGUCGAGGAUUCCAUCCUUGAACAAGCACAGUACCCCAGAGCAGACAAAGACUCCUCCAAAAAGUAAAAUCCCGUCUCUCGGAAAAGCGGACAAGAAGGUCUCAAAGCUCAAGGAACCGGAAGUUAAAAAGUCUGGGAUCCCUGCACCGGGGUCUAUAAGCAAGAUACCUACAACGCCAAGUAGACCUGACUCCGCCAAAGAAAACAAGGACCCUGCCUUAAUCAACAACGAUAGCAUCGAGGAGACGCCUAAAGCGGCGAAACCAGAAGCAAAGACUGUAAGUAAGAUACCGUCGAUCGGAAAAUCUGGCUCGAAGUCUAAGAUUCCUUCGAUCGGACGUCAGGAUAGCCAGGGAAAGGGAAGUGAUGAGGAGGAGCCAGAACAUAUUGUGAACGGCCAUGGGAAAACCCCCGUUUCCAAGAGCAAGAUCGCGUCUGUAGGCACUUCACAUCAGACCACCGGUAUUCCUACUCCUGGAAGUAAGAUCCCUUCCGUAGCGAAAGUUAUCGGACCUGCAAAACCAGCGGAAAAGGUCGACGCCACUCCUCCAUCAUCAAAGAUUCCUCAUUUGGGAUCAGCGAGCUCGCCCAUCACGGCUACGCCAAAGACCGGUAUACCCAUGUUUUCCACUUCCGUUCAAGCAGAAAAUACCGAGUCUAGUAUUGAGAGGAAGCAUUCCGUUCCCAAAAGCAAAAUACCCUCCGUGUCCGGUGCAAGUGGCAUACCAAAACCCGGACACAAGGAGGAGUCCAAACUUGACACCCAUGAAUCAAAACUCCCGGUUCAUUCCGAGUCCAAGAUUCCACCCCCUGCUGUAAAUGGACACAGUGAGUCCAAAAUCCCUUCGGUUGGCGGGACUCCAGUUAGCAAAAUACCCAGCUUCUCUAGUAAGCUACAGCGAAAACCUUCUGAAGAAAAACAUGUGGAGAACAAACCGGUGGAGAAUAAACCAGCAGAAACAAAACAAGCUGAUAAUGAACCUGUGUUUGAUAAGUCUAAACCAAAUGAUGAAGAUAAGGAAAUUCCUCCUCCUCCCGCCACGGCUGCCAAGGCCCCACCCCCUCCCCCUCCCAGGAAAGAUGUCGAGGAACCGUCUCCGAUAGAGAAGCAUAUUUUUGAAGAGGCAAAAAAGAUGGAAAAGCUACUUAGAAAUGAGGAUAUCGUAGUGGAGGUCCCAGCUUCAAAUGAGCCAGCCGCGAAAACGGAGGAUGAAAUCAGAAAAGCUGAGAUGUGCAAGUUCGAGCAAGCUCAGGAAGCAGAGGACCUAAUCAGUGAAGUUCUCAAAAGUUAUGCCCCCACCUUGCCAACGUAUAGUAGCGAUCGCAGCUUAGACUUACUUUCAAACGACAGAUCUCCUGCGAUGACGCCGGAGAAGGCCAAAUUUACGUCGAAAAAAAGCGAGGACGUCAAACAUACUCCCCCUAAAGAAGAAAAAGACGUAUCUUUCCAUACUUUUGGGAAACGUGCUCCGCCAGCUGUAACUGUCAAGAAGGAGGCGACCCCAAAGGAGGAAAUAAAAGAAUUUAAUGACUCUAAGACGGAAUUGAAGAAGGAUAUGGCUCUUAGUUUAAAUGUCAGCAAAACAAUGGCCGACGAGAGUGUCGCCAAAAGGGGAGAGCUCACACCCGUGAAGCCACCGGAGAUUCCUCCAAUAACCAGCCCCGAGACUCCUGUCAGUACUACACCUGCAAUCGACACACUCGGUCAGUACGAGCAGCAGGCUAGAAGGUCACGGAGUCGACAACGCAAGGUCAUUACCCCUGACACCGAGGAACCCGAAAAAACAUUUGAGACAGAGACCCAGCGGGAGCAAGAAAAACAGCAUGUUGAUAAGGGCAAGACCCCAUCUGAAUCGGAGUCUAAGCCCACGACGAAAGCCGCAAAGGUCAAGUCUAAGCACGAAAAGCCCAAGUUUGUAAUUGAGUCUUCGCUGGGUAAAGACUUUUACUCGUCUAAAAAGCCGGACGAUAGCUCCUCAAAGGAGAACAUUCACGAUGAUAUUCCUAAGCCCGAGGUUAUUGUUAUACAGAAUAAGACAUUUGAUGAUACAAAUAUUACCACGAAACCUGCACCGGUCAAGGAAGGAAAGACAAAGCAGGAAUCGGCGGCGUUUGAAGAUGUGGAACUUAGCUCGCAUAAAGGAUCAAAGCAAGAAAUGAGGGCGUGGAGCAUGGAGCAAUUGGACGAGAAAACAGUCAAGUGUGGGUGUGGACGCGGCGGAAAGUGUUCCAUUAUGUAAAUACAGCGCGAAAGGGUGUAUUCAUUCGUGUAAAUAUGGCCUAGCAGUCGUGAUAGCUGGAAUUUCAUGUAUGAACGUGGCUUCAAGCUUUGAUCGCAUGUGAGCACUGAGCGAUAGCAUUGUUCGCCCUGUGCGCUUGCGUAAUUAUUGCCCGUUCUUGUUGUUAAUCACGCUUCUAGGUCAUUUAGUGUCUAACAAGAAUCACGCGCCCCUGCGAGCUAUUGGAAAAGAUAAUUCAAAUAGUCAACUAUAACGACAACUACACCUUAAGUGAGUAAUAUAAAAGGUGUAACUCAGAAAAAUCGCACCAUCUACUGUAAAAUUUGCGUAAAACGCAACAAAACUUGACGAUUUAUUGCUUUUAGGUUGUUAUAACAUAACGGUGUAAAGUAUAAAGGAAUAGAUAUCGUUUAAGUAUACAGGCAGGUUUCAAUGGUAUUAUUAGAUUAGUAUAUCAUACGUUGUGUAGAUAGAUGGAUUCAAUAACGCCGUACGCCAUGUUAAAUUAAUUUAUCUAAGUUUGUAAAAGAAUAAUAAAGGAUUUAUGUCGGUGGAA
Nematostella vectensis (starlet sea anemone) is the source of this 4569-nucleotide messenger RNA. Its product is annotated as titin. The transcript is spliced from 2 exons. The record is from RefSeq and is a predicted model, not a curated record. The coding region runs from base 594 to 4013 and encodes 1139 amino acids. Lineage: Eukaryota; Metazoa; Cnidaria; Anthozoa; Actiniaria; Edwardsiidae.